This is a messenger RNA of Ambispora gerdemannii, 1071 nucleotides long. The record is from the annotation of a GenBank genome assembly. Lineage: Eukaryota; Fungi; Glomeromycota; Glomeromycetes; Archaeosporales; Ambisporaceae.
AUGAAAAGACGAAAUAUAAUAAUUGGAGUCAUUGUUUCGUUGUUGAUUAUAACAGCGAUUAUAAUUGGUCUUGCUGUCGGAACUAGAAAAUCAAAAUCUAAUAAUCCUACUUCCGAUUCUAAUCCCACAUUCACGACUUGGGAUGGUCAAUCGGUCAAUUUAACCAUUCAAACGAAUUCUAUAUACAAAAAAUCACUUUAUGGGAUUAAUUAUGGUCCUGUCAACGCCACUUGGCCAGAAUGCGGCAAUACCCUUGGUGAUGUCAUUGAAGAUGUUAAAAUUUUAUCACAAUUGACAAAAAGGCAGGUUUUAAUUCGGCUUUAUGGAAUGGACUGUAAUAUGGCGAAUUACACUAUUCUUGCCAUUAAAUACUUACGCGUCGACAUCAAAGUUAUCCCGACCAUUUGGGUUGAUGGUAAUAUGACCACAUAUCAAAGACAACAUGACGAUUUAUUUGCAAAUUUACAGCAGCAUGGUUUUGAUUAUAUUGAAGGAAUUUCUGUGGGAAACGAAGUGAUUUUCCGCAAAGAGGUCUCAACCGAUGACUUAUACAAAAGAAUCGCGGACGUCCGACAAGCGAUCCGUGCGUUACCAAAUGUUCCAAAAGAUCUUCCAGUAUUCACUUCAGAUCUCGGUUCAAAUGUAGGCGAUGUAUUUACUACUGCCGUUGACGCAGUUUUCGCGAAUGUCCAUCCUUACUUUGCCGGUGUUACGGCUGAAGAGGCAACUGCUUGGUCUUUAAAAUGGUUCGAUGAAAAUGAUGUGACAUUUGCAAAUAAGCAAAAGAAACCAGCCGUAAUUGCAGAAGUUGGAUGGCCAACUAAUGGACUUUCGAAUAAAGGAGCAGUCGCAUCAAUACCAAAUUUACAAACUUUUAUCUCACAAUUUAUUUGUGAAGCAAACAAAAAACAAUACAAAUAUUAUUAUUUUGAAACAUUCGAUACACCAUGGAAAACAGAAAGAUUCACUUUAUUGGAAGGAAGCUGGGGAUUGUUUUAUCCGGAUCGUACUUUGAAGCCUGGUCUUACACUCCCUGAUUGCGCCCCAACCGCCCCCGGUAUAAGAAAUUAA